Molecule: messenger RNA, 675 nt
Organism: Indicator indicator
Lineage: Eukaryota; Metazoa; Chordata; Aves; Piciformes; Indicatoridae
Gene: PGRMC1
Product: progesterone receptor membrane component 1
Exons: 3
Coding region: 1-579 (192 amino acids)
Cellular component (GO): membrane; endomembrane system
Source: RefSeq, a predicted model, not a curated record
AUGGCCCGCGAGGAGGUGGCGAUGGCUAGUGAAGAGGCGGCGGUAGCCGAGGGGGGCAGCCUGCUGCUGGACAUUGUGGGCUCCCCGCUCAACCUGAGCCUGCUGGGCCUCUGCCUCUUCCUGCUCUACCAGAUCCUGCGGGGCGAGCGGCCCGCGGCGUCGAAAGGCGAGACGGGCCCGCCGCCACUGCCCAAGAUGAAGCGUCGCGAUUUCACGAUGGCGGAGCUACGGCCCUACGACGGGGUGCGCGAUCCCCGUAUCCUCAUGGCCGUCAACGGCAAAGUCUUCGACGUGACCCCCGCCAAGAAGUUCUAUGGGCCCGAGGGCCCGUAUGGGAUUUUUGCUGGAAGAGAUGCAUCUCGAGGUCUUGCCACUUUCUGCCUGGAUAAGGAGGCUCUGAGGGAUGACUACGAUGACCUCUCUGAUCUCAACGCUACACAGCAAGAGACCUUGAGAGACUGGGAGUCACAAUUCACAUUGAAGUAUCACCACGUUGGUAAGCUGCUGAAGGAAGGGGAGCAACCCACUGUAUACUCUGAUGACGAAGAAAAGGACGCCCGGGAUGCAAAGAAAGAGUAGAGGGUGCACUGAGGAACAAUCUGAUUUUGAAUCAUAAAGGAUCAUUUGUAACAUUCCACUUCUGUUCUACAAAUUGCAACAGCAGCAAUGCUUACA